Molecule: messenger RNA, 883 nt
Organism: Raphanus sativus (radish)
Lineage: Eukaryota; Viridiplantae; Streptophyta; Magnoliopsida; Brassicales; Brassicaceae
Product: AIG2-like protein A
Exons: 5
Coding region: 139-651 (170 amino acids)
Source: RefSeq, a predicted model, not a curated record
GUACCACGUGUUUAACCGGCUUCGUGUUCCUUUUCAAGAUUUUCUCUCUUAAUGUUAUUUAGUCUGAUCUCAGAGAGAGAGAGAGAGAGAGAGAGAGAGAGAGCCAACAGAAGCAAAUAAGAAAAAAACAUAGGAACCAUGAGUAGCUCCGGCGCGCAGCUUCACAACGUUUUCGUCUAUGGUAGUUUACAGGAGCCUGACGUCACUUAUGUCAUGCUUGAGCGUAUUCCUGAAAGCAUAUCUGCCACACUCCCUGGCUUUAAGAGGAUGAGGCUUAAAGGAUGUUUGUAUCCAUGUAUUGUGCCGUCUGAGGAAGGAGAAGUCCAUGGAAAGGUACUAAAGGGAUUAACAGAUGAAGAACUCGGGAAUUUAGAUGCUGUUGAGGGUAAUGGAUCUGAGCGAGUGACAGUUGGUGUUGUACGAGAGGACAACUCAGAGAAGAUGCCUGUGAAAACAAAUAUAUGGAUCGAUAAGAAUGAUCCUGAUCUUGAUGGAGAAUGGGAUUUCGAGGAGUGGAAACGACUACACAAGAAAAAAUUCAUAGAGACGUUCAAAGAAAUUAUGGAAUGGAAGAAGGACCCUCAGGGGAAGGGAAGGGAUACAUUCAGCCAUGUCUUACGAGAAGAUCACGUGAAUGCUCAAUUUUCUUGAAUGGAUUGUGUGUUGAGUGUGUUCUAUAUAUCACCUUUGUUUCCAAAUUUCCAAUAAAAUAAAACCUAGAGUGAUAGGUAUAGUGGGGUUUUUUUUUGUUUUGAAAAAGGUACUUUGGAGUUCUGUGAAGAUAAUCAUAAUGACAUGUAAAGAUUUGAGUUAUCUUGUCGGUUGUAUUAUAUUGUGAUUAACUCAAAUCGGUUGUAUUAUUGUGAUGUAAGCCUUUUAGAGA